This is a messenger RNA of Saccostrea echinata, 2653 nucleotides long. RefSeq names its product protein dead ringer homolog. Gene Ontology annotation, cellular component: nucleus. Gene Ontology annotation, molecular function: DNA binding. The record is from RefSeq and is a predicted model, not a curated record. Gene Ontology annotation, biological process: regulation of transcription by RNA polymerase II. NCBI's taxonomy places the organism in Eukaryota, Metazoa, Mollusca, Bivalvia, Ostreida, Ostreidae. Bases 132 to 1673 code for a protein of 513 amino acids. The transcript has 8 exons.
AUUAAUCUAUUCCAAUGACUGGAUAGGAUUAUUUUCAUUGAUAAAGUGUAUAUUGUAAUUUGGGCCCCAGACAUAUCGACGGAAUUAAGGGACGGACACAACAUUUGUGAAGAAGUUGGCAAUCAAAGAAGAUGUCGAAGGGAGAAAAUAGUGAAGGGAGUGUGUCCAACGAAGAUUUGAACGAAUCAGAGAUGUCAGACAAUGGGAGUGAAAGUGGGGACGUGGGACCCCGUCGCUCUUCCGACAAGCUGGACAGCUCGGACCGCGAACUUUACGAAAAACUCAAGCUCCAGGAACGCGAGGAAAGAGAGGAAAUAGAAAAAGAACUGAAACGGGCUCACGAGGAGGCGAUAAUACGCCGUCACGAGGAGCUCCGCGCAAAGGAACUGCGGUUACAUGCCGAGAGGCUCUCACAGCUGGAGUCAGAGAGGGGCCAGGACUUACGUGUAAACAAACACCACGAGGAUUUCCGCGCCCUCCGGGACGGGCACCCCCUCACUAAAUCUGACUCCUCCUCAAGACUCGAUUUGUUGAAUCAUAGUGCUUUCUUAGACAGAAAUUACCAUAGGGCAGAAUCUCUGUCCCCCCAUAGUGCUACUUCCACUUCUCCUACUGGCGAUGGCCCCGCCCACCAUUGGACCUUUGAGGAGCAGUUUAAACAGGCUUUUUCACAACUGUACGAGCUCAGCGAUGAUCCCAAAAGAAAAGAGUUCCUCGACGAUUUGUUCCAGUUUAUGCAGAAAAGGGGAACACCAGUGAACAGAAUUCCUAUAAUGGCUAAACAGACACUGGAUUUGUAUGAACUCUUCCGAUUGGUUGUAUCCAAGGGCGGUCUUGUGGAGGUCAUUAACAAAAAAUUAUGGCGGGAGAUUACGAAAGGUCUCAACCUUCCAUCAUCCAUCACCAGCGCCGCAUUUACCCUUAGAACACAAUAUAUGAAGUACUUGUACCCAUAUGAGUGUGAAAAAUUAAAAUUAAGUACUCCGCAAGAACUGCAGGCAGCAAUUGAUGGGAACAGGCGGGAAGGUAGGAGGUCCAGUUAUGGUUAUGAUCUCUCACCGGGACCUACGCUUAUUCCCUCGUCACACCACCCUCACCUCAACGGCGGUAUCUUUAACGGGAAACUUGGCAAUCCGGCUGGAGGGGUGUUCCGAAAUGAACAAAUGAUUCCCUCCUCCUUACUCAAGUACUCGUCUAUGACGGAAAAUGGAUGGAAUCAAAAAGAUUUAUUAGAUCGUAGAUCUCCUUUGACCAGCUUACAGAAAUUAUGGCAAUUGCAGCAUCACCAACUACUUACUGGAGGGAACGGUACAGCUGAUGAAGACAGUUUACCUCCAACCCCUACUCACCCUAGAAGCAUCACAGACCAUUUAACAGAGCGUGACGCUAUUGCCAUGGAGGCAGCCUCCCGAGCCAUGGAACACGCCACACGUAAAAUGGAGGAAGCGUCACGCGCCGCUGCACAGCUUUCCGAGGAACCCCCCAGGAAACGACCCCACAUCUCACCCGAGGAGGAAAGAGUCCCCUCACACGCCAUGCCCAAUACACAUAUUAAAAUUACUAGUCGAAACGAUGGUCGCUCAGACAUUGACAACUCACUCGUGGUCAGCAUGGAAAUCAAUGGCAUUAUGUAUCAAGGUGUACUUUUUGCCCACAACCCACGUCGAAUGUGAAGAUUAUUCUCAUUUUAGACUGUAUUUGGGACAGCUUCAAAUAUUUGGCCAUCCGGAACAUGCCAGGCACCCCUUUUAGUGGUACAGUUGAUCUGGAAGACUGUUGCAAAACGUUUGGUCUUGUUCAACUGGACGAUUGCAAAAAUGGUAGCAGUGCCAUUGUCAACAAACACUGAUGAUACCUGAAAUUAUAAAUAUUGGUGUUUCAGCAUCGUGAUGGUUGUAACAGCUAUCCCAAUUUGACAUUUUUGUAUAGAUAUUUAAUUUAUUGUUAUCAUUUAACAAGCAUAAUACUGAUUUUCAUUGAAUCUGUCAUCAACAAACUUUAUCGACAAGAAAUCAUGUGUGCCAUCUGCAAUUUAAGGCAAUGGUAUACCCAAUUUGCAUACAUUAUGAGGAUUUUGAUUUCCUCGGAAUCUUCACAAAUAUUUUCAACCACCCAUCUUGCCUAUGACUCUUGAGUCAAUUAAGAAAAUUUUCAAUAUUUUUUUAGGGGUUAAAGCGUAUAACGUUUUUACAAAUUCCGUGCCAUAAUUCUUACAAUGAUGAAGAUAUAUUGCAUGAAAAUCAGACAGUUUGAACUUUAUGGUUACAUCAUUUUUGUAAAUUCUAACAGAGAAAAUGGCUGUUGUAUUAGUUCGAGAAACUCUGUUAUAAUUGCAAUUAUAGUUCCCACUUAGAGAUAUAUGCGUCUAUUGAAGUGCAAUGUUGUGUUAUGUUCUUGUGUAUCUAAUAUUUUUUUUCAGUGCAAUUAGGUUUUGUUGAAACCAUAGAAACAGAAAUGAUUGUAGAGAAAAUGUAGACAAUUUUUGGUACUCAAAAUGUGUCCAAUUGCUCUACAAAUCAGGGACUCAAAAGAAAAUGAACUUUCUCAAUUGGGUACCACGUAUUCAACUGAACAUAUUUUUUGUUAAUAUUUAAUCAUGUACGAUGUAUGGUCUAUUUGUUAUGAUUAUAUUUACUGAAACAAUGACUCAAUA